AAAAUAAGCUAAAAUCAAAUACAAGCCCUAGAACUACUCCGCCCCUGCCUCCCAUCCUUUUGUUCAGCAGUUCUCAACGGACUUCGUGGCCGCCGCCACCGUCUGGCGAGUCCGUCGCUGUCCGUCGAGUCCGCCGCCGAAGGUCUCCAGAGAGUCUCUGCCAUCUGGAAGAACAAUCGCAAGCCUCCAGCAAGUCCGCCGCCUCCAAGGAUCCGCCGCCGUCAUCUGCCGCCACCUCCUCUGGCAAGUGUUUAUCUGGUGGAGUCGACAGAGCAUUAUCAGCAGCUCCUUCCUUCUUUUUCAGAUACUAAACGACAGCCGGUCGAUAAUCUGGGGCGAGGUGCUAACUGCUAAAUGAACCGUACGCCGCCGUAAUUCUCAACAAAAGUAAAAAAGACGCCGCCGGGAAAACAAGAAUGCCCGGUCCGGGUCCGCACAUGAUAUACGCACUCGGAUCUGGGCUGGCCUUGAUGAGCACAUCUAACGGCCACUUCAGCCCUCACCACUGCCUUACCUACUCCAUCAAUGCUUUCUUCGGGCCGGACAUUGGUUCCUUCUGCGAGUGGUUAUCGUCUACUCUCGGGCUCGGCGGGGAUUUGGGCUCAUCAAUUGAGCCAUGGAUCCACGACCCUUUCUGCUAUUUCCUCAUUCUGGGCUUCCCACUUUCUCUGCUCUACAGCUGGGCCUCCAAGUUUCUCCUCCGCAAAGGGUUCCUUGAUUCCAUUUCUGGGGUCUGCCUUAAAGCUCUCAAAAAAAAAUUGUUCCUCUUACAAAGAUGCAGUGUUUGUUGUUGGUGGCUGCUGGUUCUUUAUCACAUUUCUUCUUGGACCAUUUGUUUGAGGAAAAUGGGCAUUCAUCCAUGUAUGCUUGGAUAUUGAGCACAGGUUGGUGGAAAGGACGAGCUCCCAUCAAUCCGGAUGCUGUUGUUAUAAUUAGCCUUCUGUGCAUAUUAUUGAUCGGAGGCUUUGUGUAUAUUAACAGGGUGAGCCCCUCAAAACGGAUUAAGAAACAGUGCUAUCAGUCGGCGAGACUCAUCCUGGCAAUUGCUAGCUUGUACUGCUUAUGGUGUGGAAGCCAAAUUUACGUGAUGAACCCUCGGCGGCCUGCAGUCGGUGAAGAAGCUGAUUUAGGGGUUCUUGUGUUUCUUGGCGUUUAUUUUUUCCUUCCUCAGUGGCUGUGCAUUCUCUCUAUGAAUUCAAGGAAUUCCCAGGGUGCGGAAAUGCUGCCGCUUUAAACUAGAUGACCAUACUAACAAGUACUCUCUCUAAGCUCUAAGCGCAGCCUGGUUCUUUCUGCACUAGUUUUGUAUAUCACUAGCUUGUUGAAAGCAAAUGGCAACUCUGAGGCAUUAAGCUUAUGUACAAAGUGUACACUUGUUCUUUUGUGUCCAAUAAAGAGGGACACUCUUCUUUUAAUACUACUGGUUGUGUACCAUUGUGCCUAUGAGAGCAUUAAUUGUCAUUUGUCAUUACUUAAAUGGCUGAGGGGAAGUCGUAAUGGAGUAUAUUAUUACCAAGAUUUGUCACACACAGAGAGAUACAAUCAUACAGUCAAAUAGAUGAUGGGAUGGCGUAAAUGGCUAAAUGCUACAGACUUAGC
This is a messenger RNA of Cuscuta epithymum, 1599 nucleotides long. Lineage: Eukaryota; Viridiplantae; Streptophyta; Magnoliopsida; Solanales; Convolvulaceae. The record is from the annotation of a GenBank genome assembly.